This is a messenger RNA of Propithecus coquereli (Coquerel's sifaka), 3879 nucleotides long. RefSeq names its product von Willebrand factor A domain containing 3B (gene VWA3B). Lineage: Eukaryota; Metazoa; Chordata; Mammalia; Primates; Indriidae. The record is from RefSeq and is a predicted model, not a curated record. Bases 1 to 3879 code for a protein of 1292 amino acids. The transcript is spliced from 27 exons.
AUGGAGAAAUCAGGCUCAUCUACCAUCUCUGAGCAGCAGCUGCAGAGGCAGGAGGGUCUGAGCAGCACCAAAGCAGACUUGGCUGAACAAAGUCUCAUUUCAUCGGAGAAAUGGCUUCACCUGUAUGGGCUUAAGAGUAAAAAAUUGACCUUGAAACAGAUUUUGUCACACAUUGGAUUCCCACAUUGUGAAGAUUAUGUGACUUCUCUGGGGAGACUUGUGGCUUCUCGGUAUGCCAAUGGCCUGUUUCCGCAGUUCUACAGAGCAGAAGAUGGCAGAGUGUACAAUCUGACAGCUAAGUCAGAACUGAUCUAUCAGUUUGUGGAAUAUUUAACACGAGCUGUGGAAAGCUACAAGCAGCGGAUGGACUGGCUCACCAGCAGAAGCCGGCAGAUUUUUGGUGUCAUCUUGGAACAGUGCAUCACCGUAGUGUUGGAUUUUGGUGGCAUUCUGGAGGGGGAGCUUGAUCUGUGCCGAGAUGCUUUAAUAAUGAUCCUCCAGGAGCAGGUGGCUCACAUAACCAAGUUCAAUAUCAUAUGGGUGUCUCAGGAGCCUGUGAAAUGGCAGGAAAAUGCUACUCCUGUGACAGAACAAUCCAUAGCCUCUGCCAUCAGCUGGGUUGAGAAACUGACUGCUAAGCUGACUUUGAGUGAGGUUAGCCGCCUGGACGCUCUGCUGGAAGCUGGGAAGGACAAAACUAUUGAAUCCAUUUACUACUUUGUGGUGGGGGACGUUCCUGAGGAAUCCAAGGAGCUUCUCCUCCAGGGGACUUUGGAGAUCCCAUAUCCAGUCUACACAGUGUCCUUCAAUGCCAGAGGAGAAGGCACUAUAGCUUUCCUAAAGGAGCUGAGUGCCAAGACCCACAGCAGGUUCCAUGCAUUCGCCGAAAGAACAGAGGGUGUGUUAUUUCCUGCAUUCCCCACAAAAGAUGGUGACGGUGUGACGACUUGGAAUUCAAGGAAACUGAAAGGAAAACUCCCUCCAGGAGCCGGCGUCAGAGAGGACGUGUUUCUCAUCUGGAGGGAGCUGAAGGAAGCCUGCAGCACCCUGGCCCAGAUCCAGAGGCUGGUGGCCGAGACACCCGAAUCCAACAUGGCCACAGUAGACUGCGAGUCAGGAGCAACCCCUGUCAAGAUCACAUCAAAUCCAGAAGACACCUGGGACUCUAAGAAGUGGCUGCAGAAAUAUGGCUUAAAGGCCCAGAAGCUGUCAUUUUAUGAUGUCCUUGCAGACUGCUCCUUCCGCCACGCCGAUGGAGUUGUUGAUAUAAAAGCCAAACCAGAAAAUGAGUCCAUGCAGACCAGUGCGGAGACCAACAAGAAGACAGUCCAUGCCAAAUAUUGCAGCAAAUUUGUCCAUGCUCUCUGGAAGGAUGGGAGCUUGGUCCACGUCAACAUCACCAAGGAGAAGUGCAAGUGGUACAGUGAGAGAAUUCAUGCAGUCCUGGCCCAGAUCCAAAGGAGGAUUAAAUGGCUACAGAAUAGCAGUCAAAUCCUCUUUGGAAAAGUGUAUAACGAUUACAUCUACAUCCUCAUUGAUACAUCUCACUCAAUGAAGAGCAAACUGGACUUGGUGAAGGACAAGAUCAUUCAGUUCAUACAGGAACAGCUGAAAUAUAAAAGUAAAUUCAAUUUUGUGAAGUUUGAUGGUCAAGCAGUUGCUUGGCGAGAAAAACUUGCUGAAGUCAAUGAAGAUAAUUUGGAACAGGCUCAGUCCUGGAUUAGAGACAUUAAGAUUGGAAGUUCCACAAACACCCUGAAUGCCCUGAAAAUUGCUUUUGCUGAUAAAGAAACACAAGUAAUCUACCUUAUGACAGAUGGGAGACCUGAUCAGCCACCUGAAAUGGUUAUAGACCAAGUCAAGGAUUUUCAGAAAAUUCCUAUUUAUACCAUCUCUUUCAAUUACAAUGAUGAGAUUGCAAAUGGAUUUUUGAGAGAGCUUGCUUCUUUGACUGGAGGAGAGUUCCAUUUUUACAAUUUUGGUUACAAAGACCUUGUUCCUCCAGAGGCUGUUCAGAAUGAAGAUCUGACUCUUUUAGUUAAGGAAAUGGAGCAAGGGCAGAGUGACCUGGAGAAGGUGCAAGACCUUUAUUCCAAGUCCUUGAUCAUGGAUUGGUGGUACAACGGGGAAAAGGAAGGUGACAGCAAGCAUCAAAAGGAAAUCUGUUCUAUGGUUUCAACCCAAGAAAAAUGUGCAAAACUUCAAUCCGAUGUUGAAUCAAUGCGAACCUCAUCCCUGAAUAUGUUGAAAGGACCAUGGGGCCUUUCGGAUCAAAAGAUUCAGAAAAAGAAAGUCCUCCAUGCAGAAUCAACCAAAACCAGCCUGCUCAGAAGCCAGAUGUCUACCCUCAAGAGCUUAUCUUGCAGUGAAAGGAAGGAUGGCCUCUCCAAUUACUCAAAAUAUACAGCUGCCAUUUCCCCUUCCACAGAAGUAAGCAUCCUGCUGACAAAUGAGUGCCUGGAUGACAAAUCAUUGACUGGAAAAGGAAGCCAAGUUUAUGACGAUUUUUCAGAUAUAUCUUCAGAAAACUGGCUUAAGACCUAUGGCUUGGUCGCCAAGAAACUGACCAUCAUGGAUGCCUUGUCAGUGACUGCGGUCCCCCACAGCCCGACCUACAUCCCCGUUCUGGACAAGCAUGUUGUUUCUAAGGUCUUCGAUGAGGUGUUCCCUCUGGCACAUGUGUGCAGCGACACAAAUAAGAUGACAUUCAUUAACCCACACGGAGUCAAGCUCAAUAUCUACAAGCAAAAAGUAGAACAGGCAAUUAAGUCCUAUGAAAAACGCUUGAAUAAAAUUGUUUGGCGAGCAUUAUCUCCAGAAGAAAAAGAAAGGUUAGACGCAAACAAGCCAAUGCAGUACUUGGAAAACAAGACAGUUUUAAACCAGGCAUUAGAACGGUUGAAUUGGCCCAUUUCAUUGAAAGAGUUGUUGAUGCUGGAAAAUGAAAUCCUAACUGGGAAAAUGUACAUCCAUCAGGCAAUGGAACUCCAGGAGGCUGCCAAGAAGAAUUAUUUGAACAAGGCACUGGAAGAGCAACAGAAAUUGGAAGGAAACCCAACAAAGAAAAUCAAAUCAAAAAAACCAGAUCCCCUCAAAGGCCAGAAGGUUAUUGCAAGAUGUGAUGAAAAUGGCUUUUAUUUUCCAGGGGUUGUGAAGAAGUGUGUGAGCUCCACUCAAGCACUGGUGGGCUUCAGGUACGGAGACACCAAGGUCGUGUCCACCUCAUUCAUCAUGCCUGUGGGGGGCGCCAUGCCCUGCCCGCUGCUCCAGGUUGGAGAUUACGUGUUUGCCAAAAUUGUGAUACCCAAAGGAUUUGACUUCUAUGUCCCUGCCAUUGUCAUAGCACUUCCGAAUCACAAUGUGGCCGAAGAAAAACUCUACACAGUUUUGAAGUGUAACAACCGGAGAGAAUUUUGCCUUCGGAGUGCACUUAUUAAGAUCAGCCAAAACAAGUAUGCUCUCUCUUGCUCUCAUAUAAAGUCACCCCCAAUUCAAGAGGAUCCAAAUGUAGAGAAUGAGACGAUGAAGAACUCUACUCUCCUGCCCUGGCCACUGAAGGAAGUUGACACUGGGGAUUCAGGAGAACAGAGACAGGAGAACCCCAGAAGGAAGAAAAAGAGACCUGCCAAGAAGCCGCCUCUCCAGGAGAUGGUGUCCUCAGACUCAGACAGCUCGUCCCAUGGCACCAGGUCCCACAAGUCCUACCCCAAGACACACCCCAAGCCCAAGGGGGAGGCGGCAUCGUUUCCUUGGCUGGGGACCUGGGCCUCAGCCCACCAUGCCAUCGCUGCUGCACCUCCUCCUCAAGCAGCCUCUCCCUGUCCUCAUCAAGCCACUCAUGGCAGCAAAGGGCUGAGGACCGUCGCUGAGAAGCCUUAG